AUGCCGGCCAACUCCUCGGCCAACGACUCUGAUCUCAGGUGCCCGGACCACCAGCCCAUCCACCACCUGCACUUGGUGGUCUACAGCCUGGUGCUGGCUGCAGGGCUCCCCCUCAACGCGCUGGCCCUCUGGGUCUUCCUGCGCGCGCUGCGCGUGCACUCGGUGGUGAGCGUGUACAUGUGCAACCUGGCGGCCAGCGACCUCCUCUUCAGCCUCUCGCUGCCCUUGCGCCUCUCCUACUAUGCGCAGCACUACUGGCCCUUCUCGGACCUCCUGUGCCAGCUGGCGGGCGCCGUCUUCCAGAUGAACAUGUACGGCAGCUGCAUCUUCCUGACCCUCAUCAACAUGGACCGCUACGCCGCUAUCGUGCACCCGCUGCGGCUGCGCCACCUGCGGCGGCCCCGCGUGGCGCGGCUGCUCUGCCUGGGCGUGUGGGCGCUCAUCCUGCUGUUCGCCGUGCCCACCGUCCUGGUGCACCGGCCCUCGACCUGCACGCGCGACGGCCGCCGGGUGCACCUGUGCUUCGAGAACUUCAGCGACGAGCUGUGGAAGGGAAGGCUGCUGCCGCUCCUGCUGCUGGCCGAGGCGCUCGGAUUCCUGCUGCCCCUGGCAGCCGUGGUCUACUCUUCGGUCCGCGUCUUCUGCACCCUGGCGCGGCCCUACGCCACGCGGAGCCAGCAGCGGCGGAAGACGGUGCGCCUCCUGCUGGCCAGCCUGAUCAUCUUCCUGCUGUGCUUCGUGCCCUACAACGCCACGCUGGCCGUGUACGGGCUGCUGCGCGGCCACGUGGUGCUGGCCAGCCCGGCGGCGCGCAACCAGGUGCGCGGGGUGCUGAUGGUCAUGGUGCUGCUGGCCGGCGCCAACUGCGUGCUCGACCCGCUGGUGUACUACUACAGCGCCGAGGGUUUCCGCAACACCCUGCGCGGCCUGAGCUCUCCGCUCCGGGCCAGGACCUCGGCCACCGAAGGGUCUCGGGGGGCACCCGCCGAGCCGCCCGCUGAGACCUCCCACGCCACCGUGCCGGCCGCCGCCAGCCAGGGGCUGCUCCGGCCCUCCGACGCCCGGGGCUCCUUCACCCGGUGCCCCGAGGACUCGUCCCUCUGAACGCACGUCGUGCCAGAGCGCGGUCCCUUCACCCCACCCCCGCGC
Messenger RNA from Balaenoptera acutorostrata (minke whale), 1149 nucleotides. It is a transcript of the gene LPAR5, whose product is annotated as lysophosphatidic acid receptor 5. Gene Ontology annotation, molecular function: G protein-coupled receptor activity. Lineage: Eukaryota; Metazoa; Chordata; Mammalia; Artiodactyla; Balaenopteridae. Bases 1 to 1104 code for a protein of 367 amino acids. The transcript has a single exon. Gene Ontology annotation, biological process: behavioral response to pain; G protein-coupled receptor signaling pathway. Gene Ontology annotation, cellular component: membrane. The record is from RefSeq and is a predicted model, not a curated record.